AGGCCGGUUGGGGCCGGGGCGCCCCCUCGAACGCCGCGGCGGGAGCGGCAUGGCGCCGCGCCUCCCGGGGUGCCGGCCUCCCGGGGCUGAAGGACAGCGCUCCGGGACCCGCAGCCCCGAGGAGCCUCUCCUGAAGCAGUCUCCCUGGAGCAACCAUCAGAGCAGUGGGUGGGGCCCUGGCAGCAUGUCCUGGGGAGCGGUGCACGGCCGCGACCAUCGCAGAACUGGGAACAUGGCCAUUCCGGGAGCUAUGAAUCAGAUCUCUCCGCUCAAGAAGCCCUUCUCCGGCAACGUCAUAGCACCGCCGAAAUUCACUCGCUCUACUCCGUCGCUGACUCCCAAAUCCUGGAUUGAAGAUAACGUGUUUAGAACUGACAACAAUAGUAACACACUCUUACCCUUACAGGUAAGAAUGGUGAGAUCUAGUUUGCAGUUGCCAGCUUGGGGCUCAGAGUCACUCCAAGAUAGUUGGUGCACUGCAGCCGGGACAUCCCGAAUAGACCAGGAUCGAAGCAGGAUGUAUGACAGUUUGAACAUGCACUCUUUGGAAAAUUCCCUUAUUGAUAUUAUGAGAGCAGAACAUGAUCCUCUGAAGGGUCGACUGAGCUAUCCACAUCCGGGAACUGACAAUCUGUUAAUGUUAAAUGCAAGGAGUUAUGGGCGAAGACGAGGUCGUUCUUCCCUCUUUCCAAUCGAUGAUGGCUUGCUAGAUGAUGGUCACAGUGAUCAAGUUGGUGUUUUGAACUCACCCACAUGUUACUCAGCUCAUCAAAACGGAGAACGAAUAGAACGCUUCUCUCGAAAAGUCUUUGUUGGUGGUCUUCCUCCAGAUAUUGAUGAAGAUGAAAUAACUGCGAGCUUCCGAAGAUUCGGCCCUUUGGUAGUCGAUUGGCCUCAUAAAGCAGAAAGCAAGUCCUAUUUUCCACCAAAAGGCUAUGCAUUCCUUCUCUUUCAAGAGGAGAGCUCAGUUCAGGCACUAAUUGAUGCCUGUAUCGAAGAAGAUGGAAAGCUCUACCUGUGUGUUUCCAGCCCUACCAUCAAGGACAAGCCAGUUCAAAUUCGUCCUUGGAAUUUGAGUGAUAGUGAUUUUGUGAUGGAUGGGUCUCAGCCUUUGGAUCCCCGAAAAACAAUUUUUGUUGGAGGUGUUCCCAGGCCAUUAAGAGCCGUGGAGCUUGCUAUGAUCAUGGACCGGCUGUAUGGCGGAGUGUGUUAUGCAGGAAUUGACACAGAUCCUGAGCUGAAAUACCCAAAAGGUGCUGGACGAGUUGCUUUCUCCAAUCAGCAGAGCUACAUUGCUGCCAUUAGUGCUCGAUUUGUUCAGCUUCAGCAUGGGGAUAUUGAUAAACGUGUGGAGGUAAAGCCAUAUGUGCUAGAUGACCAGAUGUGUGAUGAAUGCCAGGGCGCACGCUGUGGUGGAAAAUUUGCUCCGUUCUUUUGUGCCAAUGUCACUUGCCUGCAGUAUUACUGUGAGUUUUGUUGGGCAAAUAUCCACUCUCGUGCAGGACGUGAGUUCCAUAAGCCAUUGGUGAAGGAAGGUGCAGAUCGCCCACGUCAGAUCCACUUCCGCUGGAACUAAGGAUAGCACACUGGCCUCUGUUUAACAAGGGAGGAAAGGGUGCAUGUGGCUUACUGUGUCUGAAGAUACUGACAUGCAGAAGAAAUAAGUGCAUUCUUCUGCUGUUCACCCCAGCUAUCAAUACAUGCAUCUUUAUCAGCAGCCAAAACACUACAAGCCUCUUGUUUUUCACCAAAACCCUACAUCUCAGGCUUACUAAUUUUUGUGAUAUUUUCAUGUUAAAAUAAAAUGUUUUUUUGUAUUUUC
Messenger RNA from Ochotona princeps (American pika), 1822 nucleotides. RefSeq names its product cytoplasmic polyadenylation element binding protein 2 (gene CPEB2). The record is from RefSeq and is a predicted model, not a curated record. Gene Ontology annotation, biological process: negative regulation of cytoplasmic translation. NCBI's taxonomy places the organism in Eukaryota, Metazoa, Chordata, Mammalia, Lagomorpha, Ochotonidae. The coding region runs from base 50 to 1576 and encodes 508 amino acids. The transcript has 12 exons. Gene Ontology annotation, cellular component: neuron projection; cytoplasm; nucleus. Gene Ontology annotation, molecular function: ribosome binding; mRNA 3'-UTR binding; translation factor activity, RNA binding.